Messenger RNA from Myodes glareolus (Bank vole), 769 nucleotides. It is a transcript of the gene Lyg1, whose product is annotated as lysozyme g1. Gene Ontology annotation, cellular component: extracellular region. Gene Ontology annotation, molecular function: lysozyme activity. NCBI's taxonomy places the organism in Eukaryota, Metazoa, Chordata, Mammalia, Rodentia, Cricetidae. The record is from RefSeq and is a predicted model, not a curated record. Gene Ontology annotation, biological process: peptidoglycan catabolic process; defense response to Gram-positive bacterium.
CCAAUUUUGAUUUGAAAAGCAUUUCAGGAGCCGUGGAACCAGCUACUCGGCAUGUCUCCACUGUGGCUGCUUCUGGGCCUCCUGGCCUUGACUGGCUCCUCUGAAGGCAGCAAUUGGGGAUGCUACGGAAACAUCCGAACCCUGAACACCCCAGGAGCAUCAUGUGUGAUUGGAAAACGCUAUGGCCUGCCUUACUGCGGAGUCCGUGCCUCUGAAAGGCUGGCUGAAAGAGACAGGCCAUAUCUUCUGAGAUAUCAGCCCACGAUGAGAAUCGUUGGCCGGAAAUAUUGUAUGGAUCCUGCAGUGAUCGCUGGUGUCCUGUCAAGGGAGUCUCAGGGUGGCAAUUUUGUGGUCGACAUAGGCAACAUGGGCAACAUGGGCAACAUGGGCAAUGGAAUCGGGGUGAUACAGGACCCAAACUUCUACCCUCCCACAUCCUGGAAGAGUGAUUCCUGGGUUUCCCAGAAAACUGAGAUGCUGGCAUCUAAGAUCAAAGAAGUCCAGGCUAGGUUUCCAAGCUGGAGCCCUGACCAGUACCUGAGAGGUGGACUCUGUGCCUACAGUAAGGGUCCCAACUUUAUCCGAAGCAACCAGGAUCUAAACUGUGACUUCUGCAAUGAUGUCCUUGCGAGAGCCAAAUACUUCAAGAACCACGGCUUCUAGCACCUCAGAUGAAACUCAAGUUCUACUACCAUGUAUGAGGCUCACUAUUCCACCAAUGAGGCUUGCGGGUGGAGACUGCAACCUUAAAUCUGAGUUGGAUUUGAAA